Messenger RNA from Wasmannia auropunctata (little fire ant), 1200 nucleotides. RefSeq lists its product as uncharacterized. Lineage: Eukaryota; Metazoa; Arthropoda; Insecta; Hymenoptera; Formicidae. The transcript has a single exon. Gene Ontology annotation, biological process: DNA integration. Gene Ontology annotation, molecular function: nucleic acid binding. The record is from RefSeq and is a predicted model, not a curated record. The coding region runs from base 1 to 1200 and encodes 399 amino acids.
AUGUAUCGGGGGGAAUUAUGCAUAAAAGAAUUAGACGAGGCGGAAAUACGUGUCAUGAAAAUCAUUCAAGCAUCGUGUUUUGCAUGCGAAUUAAACGAACUAACAAAAAAGCAAGCGAUAAAGAAGAGCAAUAUCGCGGCAUUAAACCCAUUCAUUGACAGUAACGGUCUAAUUCGUGUCGGUGGGCGCCUUAAAAACUCGGAAUUGACGUUCUCUCGGAAGCACCCGAUUUUAAUCCCUAAUCGUCAUUUUCUCACGGAUCUCAUUAUCCGGGAAACUCACGAAAGAUACCAUCACACCGGUAUUCAAACGACUCUCUAUAAUAUCAGACAGAAAUUUUGGAUUCUCGACGGUCGAAAUCAAGUGCGCAAAAUAGUGCGGUCGUGCAUGCGCUGCUUCCGAUUUAGUGCCGAUACGGUCAAAUAUAAAAUGGGUGAUUUACCUAAAGUGCGAGUACGCGACGCACUCCCAUUCGCAAACACGGGUAUCGAUUUUUGCGGGCCAUUUUUCAUCAAAAAGAAAAAAUACAGAAAUAGAAACAGAAUUAAGGUUUACGUCUGCGUAUUCGUAUGCAUGGCCAUAAAGGCGGUUCAUCUAGAAGUAGUGAGCGAUCUCACCACUGAAGGAUUUAUCGCCGCGCUUCGACGUUUCACAUCUAGACGAGGUAUCCCGACACAUAUUUAUUCCGACAACGGGACAAAUUUCAUCGGAGCAAAUAAUCAGCUAAGAGCCUUAUACGUACUCCUUAAUUCUGACGAACAUAAAACCCAGAUAAAUCAGUUCGCCAUUAAACAUCGUAUCACAUGGCAUUUCAUACCGCCUAUCGCUCCUCAUUUCGGGGGACUAUGGGAGUCCACCGUGAAAUUGUUUAAACACCAUUUCAAACGGGUAAUCGGAGAACUUUUAUUCACGUUCGAGGAGUUGAAUACGUUCGUAAUCGAAGUCGAAGGGAUUCUAAAUUCAAGGCCUAUCUCCCCUCUUUCAUCCGAUCCAAACGAUCCUUUAGCGUUGACACCCGCUCAUUGCUUGAUCGGCAGACCUCUGAUUAAUAUGCCUGAGUCGGACCUUUCAUCUGUCCCAGCUAACCGUCUCUACUUGGGAGCACAUUACCAAAGUACGUCAAGAUUUCUGGUCUCGCUGGAGUUUAGAAUACCUCAACGAGCUGCAAGUCCGCCACAAAUGGACCAAAGAUGGAGAUAA